UCAUUCAUUCAACUUGAUAUCCUCGAAAAAUGAUAUUUUGUGUAAAUGUCUCCAUUGUUUGUGACAGCGUUUUGAAGCCAGUGUUUUGAAGAUAGCAUGAAAAAAAAACUUUAAAAACAAAAGCAUGUUAAAUGGUUUAUUUCAGUAGUGAUACUUUAACAUGGAACACUUAUAAAUGUAGGAUUUGGUGUCAUUUCCAUAGUGAAUGCCUAUGGACAAGAUUGUGAAUAAGUGGACUACCACAUUUUUAUACCUUCCACCUAUUUUCCUCUUAAUGUUCUUAAUUCAUGUAGUUUAUAAAUGAGAAUGAAUUCUGUCUUUCUCAUUGUACUAAGUUAGCAAAAGACUUCUUCUCAGAAUUCUCUGUAGAUCAGAUCUAUAAAAGGCUGUUGCUGGUUGUCAGAAGUUUUUUUCUGUCUGGAUUCUGCCUCCAUGUUCCUCAACUUGAUGACCUCGAAAUAUCUCACUUCAUUUCUGACCUAUUUAAAGCAUAAUUAUUUAUUAAAGUUGGGUGCUGGUGGAAGAUCGGUAAAUGUCUGACCAAAAAAACGUGUGUCAAACUUCACUAAGAUCUAUAUCAAUGACCAAUAUGGAGUCUAAUGCAACACUGCAGGCCAUUGUUCAAAACCAAUAAAAUAUGACAGGAAAUGAAAUGUCUUUACAACUAUUAUAAGUGGCAUUUGUGAAAUAGGCAGUUACAUGUUUACCACAAAAUGUCUAUGUAUGGUUUUAGCGGUGCAGUCAUGUGAAGUGUGGCUCUCCAAGUAGGAUAUUGGGGUUCCUGGCUUUAUGAAGCAAAUAUCUCACAUGCUCAAGUCCUAGGCCAGUAGUUGGAAUUUACUCAUUUGGUGUGCUGAGAAAUUCAACCCCAGUCAGGGACUAACCUAAUCUGGAACUAAUGACUACUUCCAUAUUCUAAGUAUAAUAUUUCAGUAUAGCUCAUCAUACCAGUUGGUUAGCAUCUUGUUUGCUGGGACCUUUUGAGUGUUAAUUUCAACAUUUUUCUAGUAUAGUGUUGUAUUUUCUGGUAUUUUACAUGUAAAUAAAAUAUGCAAUUGUGUGAGUAUACUUCAUAUAUUCUACUGUAUUCAGAUAUACCAUCACUAGGGGGGAGCAGACAAUGUUACUGACACUUUGUGAGGCAGAAAUGUAGUUAUUGAGUACUUUUAAAGUAUAUUUUGUUGAUUAUGCUAUUACAGUUGUUCCAACUUUUUUGAAAAAGAGUAUUUCCCUAUCCAACUUAUUAGAUGCUUCAAAAACAUUUUUAAACAAUCAGAAGAAAGAGUCACUAAAUUCAGUGAGCUACUGGAAAUAAACUUCCUAGGAACUAUUUUCUUCAUUCCAAGUCAUCAGAGGAGGUUAUAUAAGAACAGGAAUGGGAACCAUGCCUCAGUGCAUAGGCCACAGUGACUUUGUGUUGCAAGGCAAAAUAUUCUCCUGGUAACUUUGAGGACUGAUGUUACAUUUGGUAACUAGGAAAAUAUCGUGCAAUGGGAAGGAAAAGAAAAGGCUAACUCUUUCCUGGUUAUAUUAUUUCUUUGAGUGAGGAAGAAGAAAGGUAUUGGAUGGUAAAUAUCCAUUGUGCCCUUUUUAAGACAGUGUCAGCAUUACUGAUAUUCUCUGAAAAAGUUGAAAUGAAUCAUCAUUGAGGUACCCAAAAAGUAAAGGAAAACAAGGAAAGAAGCAUAAAACUUUAGUCAGUGUGUUUCUAAUUAAUAAGAAUUCAAAAUUACUGUACCAUAAGAUCGUUCAGACCAAGUCUGUGUUACACUCAUCUUUCUAUUACUAGUGCGGAAUAAUUAUGUUGACAAUUUAUGUGCCGAAUAUAUGUGAUUUCCCUAAAACCUGGGAUAAUGAAGUUUCUGGUGGUGCAAACUAAGUAUUAUUAAAUAUAUAGACAUAAAAAAUGUUCCAGUCAAGCACACGAUUGUAUUCGAAACGCCUGUAACUGCUUAGACUGAAGGGGCAGAGGCUGCAGUUUCCUACCGCGGGCUCCGGGCGCCGCUGUUGGCCCGAGUGCAGAGCUUGGAGGGCGACCGCCUCGCGCAGCCGCAGCUCACUUUCCUCCUCUCAGACUCGCUAGAGCCUGCCUUUCCACCGCUUCCUCCUCUGGAAAAGAAGAACCCUGACCCCCCACGCAGGAGGUAAAGCCUGUUCGGAGCUCCGGACAUCUGCAACCCGGAGAUUACUGGUCAUCGGCGUCUUCGGGCCGGUGAGCAAGCCGAGGGGAGCCAGAGGGAUGGGGAGCGGCGCUGGGCUCAGGGGCUGGGCUGAGCGGCGGCCGGUGCUCUUUCCCUUGCUGCUGCUGUCUUUGUUGUGCCCGGCGCUGUCGGAGCCGAUCCGCUACACGAUUCCCGAGGAAAUGCCCGAGGGCUCGGUGGUGGGGAACCUCGCCAAGGACCUGGGACUCAGUGUCCGCGAGUUACCGACUCGAAAACUGCGCGUCGGUUCUGAGAAGCCUUACUUCAUUGUGAGCGCAGAGCGCGGGGAGUUACUUGUGAGCAGCAGGCUGGACCGGGAGCAGAUGUGCGGGAAGAAGCCAGUUUGUGCUCUGGAAUUUGAGGUGGUUGCUGAAAAUCCGUUGAACUUUUACCACGUGAGCGUGGAGAUCGAAGAUGUUAAUGACCACACCCCCAAAUUCCCGCAAAGUUCCUUUGAGUUGCAAAUUAGUGAGUCCACAAAGCCUGAGGCACGAUUUAUCUUAGGAUCUGCCCAAGAUGCAGAUAUUGGUACCAACUCACUACAGAAUUACCAGCUAAGUCCCAGUGAUCAUUUCUUACUCGUGAAUAAGGAAAAAUUAGAUGGUAGUAAAUACCCUGAGCUAGUACUGAAGAUGCCUUUAGACCGGGAGGAGCAGAAGUCCUACCACUUGACCUUGACUGCCCUGGACUGCGGGCAUCCACCCCUAAGCAGCACUGCACAGAUACAAGUCCUAGUGACUGAUGCCAAUGAUAACCCUCCAGUGUUCAGCCAAGAGGUCUACAGGGUGAGCCUACUGGAAAACGUGUUCCCAGGCACCACUGUGAUUCGAGUGAUGGCCACUGACCAGGACGAGGGUGUCAAUGCUGAGAUCACCUUCUCUUUCACUGAAGCAGGCCAGAUUACCCAGUUUGACCUGAAUUCUACUACUGGGGAAAUUAUUACUCGACAUAUGUUAGAUUUUGAGGAAGUCAAAGAGUAUUCGAUAGUUUUGGAAGCUAGGGAUGGUGGUGGAAUGAUUGCCCAAUGUACCGUGGAGAUAGAAGUCCUAGACGUAAAUGAUAAUAUCCCAGAAGUGUUAUUCCAGUCUCUACCAGAUCUUAUCAUGGAGGACACCAGGCUCGGAACAUAUAUUGCUUUACUUAAAAUCCGUGACAAGGAUUCUGGAGAUAAUGGAGAAGUAACUUGUAAAUUAGAAGGUGAUGUUCCGUUUAAAUUGCUAACUUCUUCAAGAAACACUUAUAAAUUAGUAACAGAUCAAGUUCUAGACCGGGAGCAGAUCCCUGAAUACAAUGUUACCAUAACAGCCACCGACAAGGGCAAGCCACCCCUCUCCUCCAGCACCACCAUCACAGUACACAUUGGAGAUGUCAAUGACAACGCCCCGGUUUUCCAACAGUCCGCCUACCUGGUUCACGUGCCAGAAAACAACCCGCCUGGGGCCUCCAUUGCUCAGGUCAGCGCCUCCGAUCCCGACCUGGGACCCAACGGCCAAGUCUCCUACUCCAUCGUGGCCAGUGACCUGGAGCCACAGGCGCUGUCGUCCUACGUGUCCGUGAACCCGCAGAGCGGUGUGGUGUUCGCGCAGCGCGCCUUCGACCACGAACAGCUGCGCGCCUUCCAACUGACGCUGCAGGCUCGCGACCAGGGCUCGCCGGUGCUCAGCGCCAACAUCAGCCUGCGCGUGUUGGUGACCGACCGCAACGACAACCCGCCAAGGGUGCUUUACCCUGCGCUGGGGCCCGACAGCUCUGCGCUCUUCGACACAGUGCCGCGCGCCGCGCAGCCCGGCUACCUGGUCACCAAGGUGGUGGCGGUGGACGCCGACUCGGGACACAAUGCCUGGCUAUCCUACCACGUGCUGCAGGCCAGCGAGCCUGGACUGUUCAGCUUGGGGCUGCGCACGGGGGAGGUGCGCACAGCGCGUGCUUUGGGUGAAAGGGACGCUGUCCGUCAGCGCCUGCUGGUCGCUGUGCGCGAUGGGGGACAGCCGCCCCUCUCGGCCACUGCCACGCUGCUCCUGGUCUUCGCCGACAGUCCUCAAGAGGUACUGCCAGACCUCAGUGACCGCCUCACACCCUCUGACCCCCAGGCUGAGCUGCAGUUUUAUCUGGUGGUGGCCUUGGCCUUGAUCUCCGUGCUCUUCCUCUUGGCGGUGAUUCUGGCGGUAGCCCUGCGCCUUCGACGCUCCUCCAGCCACACCACCUGGAGUUGCUUUGAGCCGGGUCUCUGUACUAAGACUGGACCUGUGGUCCCUCCCAACUACAGCCAGGGAACAUUGCCCUAUUCCUACAAUCUGUGCGUUGCCCAAGCUGGAAAGACAGAGUUUAAUUUUCUAAAAUGUAAGGAACAGUUGAGCUCAGGACAAGAUAUACUUUGUGGUGAUUCAUCUGGGGCCUUAUUUCCACUUUGUAAUUCCAAUGAGUCGACUUCCCAUCAGGUGAGUUUCCUUUAAGCAUAACUUGCUCCUUAUGGCCUACCCAGUUCUCCAUACUCACAGGGAAACAUGCAAUUUUCAAAUCUAAAAGUUGUGUUAAGAAAACUGUAGCAAGUCAAAAAGCUGUCAUAUCAUUGUUCAAGGGAUAUUGAAAUCAGAGCAAUAAUGUGUCUUUCAGGGAUGUCUUAUCAGGCUCAGAAAGGAAGCAGCAAGGGUGUGAUUUUGUCUACAAAGGAAAAUAUUGGGCAAUGGGAUAGGAUCUCUCAUAAAAGCUUAUGAGAUUUUUUCCUAAAUGUUCCUUCCUGUCACUUAGUAGGUGUUUUUUCUUAGCUUGGACAUAUUGUAAAUGUAAAAGUAGGCAGUCAUUUAAAUAAGUCUUUAGAGCAAAAGUAAGCUAAAAUUCUCUAUUUUCUUAACUGAUUUAACUUGUGGUUUCCAUACUAAUCUGAUGUUUUCUCACGUAUUUACUUCCCUUUUAUUUCCAAAGCACCUAGAACACUGUAUCUUACCCUGGAUUUUUAUGUAGAUGAGCCCAUUGUAACUCUAUGCAAUGUAUUGUGUGUGUAAAAUCCUUUGGUUUAGCAGUAGGUCCAUUGUGCUCACCAGAAGACAAAAGCAUGUUCUCCCUACUUGCAGCAUAGGUUUUUGUAGCUUAAUUUGUAUUGAAGCUCAUUCUGUAGACUCUUUCGUCAAACAAAAAAGUGUUUUGAACUGUGGGUUUUUUUUGCAACUUAAAUAUAGCUAGAUGUCUUCUAGUUAUUAUAUUAUCUCUAGGAGAAAAAGAGUUGAAUCCCUCAAAUUCUACACAAAAUGGCUAAUCUGAUGUGUAAACAAGUAUAUACACAUGGUCAUACAUCUUUUCAGCCUUUUGCUAGAUUUCCCUUAGCUUCCCCUUUACAUACUUCUGAAGACACAUUUGUUUGUAUCAGCACUCUUUAAAUUUACUUUAUUUUAUUGUUGUUCAAGUACAGUUUUCUGCCUUUUCCCGGCCCCUUCCCCCCACCCCAGCCAUCCCCACCUCCCUCCCCUGAGUCCACACCCCCCCUUGGUUUUGUCCAUGUGUCCUUUAUAGUUGUUUCUAUGUUUGGCACUUUCUGACUCCUUGGUGAUAAUUAUGUGUUCCUCAUUUUUUCUAGUUCUUUUGAUCAAAGUACCCAUAAAGGUACAAGUAACUUUAGACAUAUGUCUCCCUUAAGAAUUUAAUUAAGUCUCUCACUGGUGGAAGAAUGGAUUGGAGACUUCGUUUUAAAUUCAUUUGUACCUUUCAAGUGUCCUGAAAUAGAAAAAGUAUAAAUAAUAAAACAGGAAAACCAUAUAAUCUCUGAUAAAACUAGAAAGUACAAUAACUUAACCUGUUGAGAUUUUAUAAUAUUAAUUUGAAAUAUUACCAAUGUGACAUUUUAAAUGAAAAUUAAAAAG
Molecule: messenger RNA, 6055 nt
Organism: Phyllostomus discolor (pale spear-nosed bat)
Lineage: Eukaryota; Metazoa; Chordata; Mammalia; Chiroptera; Phyllostomidae
Product: protocadherin gamma-B4-like
Exons: 1
Coding region: 2240-4654 (804 amino acids)
Biological process (GO): homophilic cell-cell adhesion
Cellular component (GO): plasma membrane
Molecular function (GO): calcium ion binding
Source: RefSeq, a predicted model, not a curated record